This is a messenger RNA of Phalacrocorax carbo (great cormorant), 1208 nucleotides long. Lineage: Eukaryota; Metazoa; Chordata; Aves; Suliformes; Phalacrocoracidae. The record is from RefSeq and is a predicted model, not a curated record.
GACCCCCCCAGGACAUUUCUGAUCCCCCCAGGACCCCCAAGACCCCCCCAGGACACCCCCCCGGCGCUGCCAUGAGGGUGAAGCUGAAGAACGUUUUCAUCGUCUACUUCGUGGUGUCGCUGGUGGGGCUGCUCUGCGCCCUGCUGCAGCUCGGGCAGCCCUGCGACUGCUCCCAGCAGCUGCGGGCCGAGCGGCGCCGGGGCCGGGACCGGCUGCUGGCGGAGCUGCGGGCUGGGGGGGCGCGGGGGAGCCCCGGGCCGAGGGGGGGCCGGGCCCUGCCCACCAUCUACGUGGUGACCCCCACCUACGCCAGGCCGGUGCAGAAGGCGGAGCUGGUGCGGCUGUCGCAGACGCUGCUGCACGUGCGGGCUUUGCACUGGGUGGUGGUGGAGGACGCGGCGGCCCCCACGGCGUUGGUGGGGGGGCUUCUGGCCGGCAGCGGGGUCCCUUUCACCCACCUGAACGUCGAGACCCCCCCCGAGCGUCGCCGUCGCCCCGGGGACCCCCCCUGGCUGCACCCGGGCGUCGAGCAGCGCAACCGGGCGCUGCAGUGGCUGCGGGAGACGCGGGCGCCCGGCGAGAGCGGCGUCGUUUACUUCGCCGACGACGACAACACCUACAGCCUGCGUCUCUUCGAGGAGAUGCGCAGCACCCGCGGCGUGGCCGUCUGGCCUGUGGGGCUGGUGGGGGGCCUGCGCUUCGAGCGGCCGCUGGUGGCGGGGGGCCGGGUGGUGGGUUUCCACACCGCCUGGAAACCCGAGCGUCCCUUCCCGGUGGAUAUGGCCGGCUUCGCCGUGGCGCUCCCCCUCCUCCUGGCGCGGCCCACCGCCCGCUUCGACCCCCGAGCCGAGAGGGGCUACCUGGAGAGCAGCCUGCUGGGGGGGCUCGUCUCCCCCGCCGAGCUGGAGCCCAAGGCCGACAACUGCACCCAGGUGCUGGUGUGGCACACGCGGACGGAGAAGCCGAAGCUGCGGCAGGAGGAGCAGCUGCAGCGCGAGGGAAGGGGCUCCGACCCCCACAUCGAGGUGUGAGGGGACCCCGCCCCCCCGUGCCCCCCACCCCCAGCCCACCCCGCACCACAGCAGGGGACACCCCCCCCGGGGACACUCGGACUUUUAUUUAUCGACAGGACCCCCCCCCACUUUCCGUGGGGACCCCCAGGGCCCCCCCAGCCAAGCGUCGUCUCCGCAAUAAACUCUCCCGCUCCA